AGCCUACCUUGCUGUUGUUGUUGUUGCUGUGCUUUGUUGCGCUGCUGCAGUAAGGAAACACAACAAAACAAAACCCGUUUUCUACACUCAUCACACCACACCUAAGCACCGAUAUAGAUAGGCCGCCAUGUCUUACCUAUCAAACUUUAACGCCGAAACGGGCAAAACGAUCCUGGUGGACAUCCUGAAGACGGUCAAUCAGCCAGAAAACUCGAAAAAGCUCGCCGAAGCGAAAGCCAGCUCGGGCAAGGAGAUGAUCAAGAUGAUGCAGAACGUGUUCCCGCUGGUGAUGCAGAUACAGAUCGAGGUGAUCAAGGAUUACGGAUUCCCCGGCAGUCGGGAAGGGUUGGUCCAGUUCGAGCAGAUCAUCCGGGAGUUCGAGCGCGAGGAUGUGGAUAUAGCCCGAUUGCGGGCACAAGUACGUUCCAUCUAUCUACCUCCAAUUAACAUCAACAGUACGAACGACGUGUUGAUUUAAGGAUUUAUGGGCAAAACGCCUCGGACGGGACGGACGAUGUGUGCAUUUUAAGACUGAAGACAAGUACGGUUUUCUAAUGGAACAACUGCUAAAACUGCCAGGAAAGGAUUCGCAUUACGGUCUAAUUUACAGGUAUACUCUAAUACGCGGGACACGAUGACCCAUGGUGAAGUAUUGAUAUAGUUCAAGUAGGUAAUGUUAAUGUGUCGAGUCGUCGACUUUUGUUUCUUUUUUUGUAUCGCCAUAACCAUCCCCACUCGAUAUACAGCUUCCGUACAGCGAUAAGUAUUUGUGUAUUUAAUUUUGUAAGCAUUUAUAUUGCAAAUAAAGAACAAAACAUAACCACCAA
Messenger RNA from Anopheles stephensi (Asian malaria mosquito), 827 nucleotides. Its product is annotated as protein C10. NCBI's taxonomy places the organism in Eukaryota, Metazoa, Arthropoda, Insecta, Diptera, Culicidae. The record is from RefSeq and is a predicted model, not a curated record. The transcript has a single exon. Gene Ontology annotation, biological process: post-embryonic development. The coding region runs from base 128 to 478 and encodes 116 amino acids.